Messenger RNA from Ustilaginoidea virens, 1488 nucleotides. RefSeq lists its product as uncharacterized. The record is from RefSeq and is a predicted model, not a curated record. Lineage: Eukaryota; Fungi; Ascomycota; Sordariomycetes; Hypocreales; Clavicipitaceae. Gene Ontology annotation, biological process: retrograde transport, endosome to Golgi. Bases 1 to 1488 code for a protein of 495 amino acids. The transcript has 5 exons. Gene Ontology annotation, cellular component: Golgi apparatus; membrane.
AUGUACAGCCGAACCAGCUGGGGUGGACCAGUAGAUCCAUUUAUCCUAGUCAAGUUCCUCAACUCUAGUAAACCCGAAGUUAGCGACCCUAUUGUCAGCCUAAUCAUCUUCGAAUGGCAGGACAAGGACUUGGUUGGCUUUCCAGAUGCCAAGACUGGAGAAACUAGACUUCCAAUCUGCGACGAACAUUACGUCAAGUCCGGCCAGUGCAACUCUACCGAUAUUGGCGAGUACAUCAUAGCCCAGAAUGCCACCGAAAAGUCCAACGCUUUGAUCUCGACGCAGGCUGUCCACCUGAAGAGUGCAGGUCCCGUUCAUUAUUCCAUUCAGAAAACCGGGUUCUACUGCGUUGUAACGGACGGCUUCACCGUCGAGAACUACAAAGCCGUCGUUGAGUUCCGGAAUGCGUAUGGGGAGUUGUCCGCCACCCAGAUUCCCAAGCUGCCUUUCUAUGGAGCCAUGUCUAUCGUCUACGCCCUCAUGGCAGCAUACUGGGGAUUCCUCUAUUAUCAACAUCGCCAUGACAUAUUGGCUGUUCAAAACUACAUUACCGCUAUAUUGGUCUUCCUCGUGGUAGAGAUGCUCAUCACUUGGGGCUACUACGACUAUGAAAAUCACGGUGGCUCAACCGUGGGAUCCAAGGCUUUCCUUGUAGUAGUGGGCAUCCUCAACGCCGCACGAAAUUCCUUCUCGUUCUUCCUCUUGCUUAUUGUUUGCAUGGGCUACGGCGUGGUGAAGCCAACGCUUGGUCGCACCAUGGUCCAUGUACGAUUGCUUGCCGCCUCCCACUUCAUCUUUGGUCUUAUAUAUGCAAUCCACAAUCUGGUGGUGGCUCCUGAGAGCAUCAGUCCGCUCAUUCUCAUCAUCAUCAUGCCCCUCGCCGCGACCCUUACCGCCUUUUACGUGUGGACGCUCAACUCUCUCAACUUCACUCUCAAGGACCUGAGAGAGCGGAAGCAGCACGCCAAGGAGGCCAUGUACAGACAGCUUUGGUGGUCCAUUCUCAUUAGCAUCAUCGUCGUCUUCGCCUUCUUCUUCUUCACCAGCUUCACCUUUGCUUCUGCGAGUGACCCCGACUUUGUUCCAACACACUGGAAGACGAGAUGGUUCAUACUAGACGGCUGGCUCCACGUCGUCUACUUCGCCGAAGUGGCCUUUGUUGCCUAUGUCUGGCGGCCCACCGCACAUAAUCGUCGCUUCGCCAUGAGUGACGAAAUCGCCCAGGAUGACGAUGGAAACUUUGAGAUUGGAGACAUUGGACUUCCUGACGACUGGGACGAUGACGAAGAGGCUCAGGCUGGCAAAAGUCAUGCGCAUCCCCAGGCAGCCGCAGCCGCAGCCGGAGCCGGCAACGCCCCGCGAGCGCCUCCCAAAAGUAUCUCCCGGGAAUCCGUUGAUGGAGAAACCAUUUUUGCAGUCGGGGAGGAUGUGGACAAGUUUUCCGAUGACGGGAGCGACGAGGAGAAUGCCAAGCUUGUACGAAAAUGA